AUGUUCAACCGGUUGAGGGGUACCUUUAGCAUCACAACAGCACAAACGGGGCCACAUGAAGGAAACAAUAUCCAAACUUUGAGUGUAAAUGGACACAAAUGCUCAUGUGGGAAGUUGCAAGUUUUACACUUUCCUUACUCCCACCUUCUCGCUGCAUGUGCAGAGAUACGGUUGAAAGCCGUCCAGUAUGUUAAGUCAUGCUUGAGCACUACCGAGCACUAUGCGACAUACGCCACCAAUUUUAAUUUGAUUAGGCACGAGACGUAUUGGCCAGCAUCCUCGUUUCCGAAUUUGCGAGCAAAUCCUACGUAUGCUCGGCAUAAAGGUCAACCUAAAAGCUUACGUCUACGAAAUGAGAUGGACGCAAGGGAAGGUAGGAAGAAGAGCACAUACAACAUAUGUCAUCAAGAAGGACAUAAUUGCACAAGGAUUGAUCCAAGGCCUGCUGAUCGCAACGUGUUGACGAUGGGCGAUGAUCAUCGGUCCAGCUGA
Messenger RNA from Malania oleifera, 492 nucleotides. RefSeq lists its product as uncharacterized. The transcript has 2 exons. Lineage: Eukaryota; Viridiplantae; Streptophyta; Magnoliopsida; Santalales; Ximeniaceae. The coding region runs from base 1 to 492 and encodes 163 amino acids. Gene Ontology annotation, molecular function: zinc ion binding. The record is from RefSeq and is a predicted model, not a curated record.